AUGCGUCUAGACGUCAAGAGGCAGCUAUUUGCGCGGUCUGAGAGGGUCAAAGGGAUUGACUUUCACCCUACCGAGCCAUGGAUUCUUACGACACUAUACAGCGGACAUGUUCACAUAUGGUCCUAUGUCUCGCAAUCGAUCGUCAAGACAUUCGAGCUCUGCGAUGUACCUGUCCGAGCAGGUCGCUUCAUUGCCCGGAAGAACUGGAUAGUCGCUGGCUCGGACGACUUUAGGCUGCGCGUCUACAAUUACAACACUUCCGAGAAGGUUACGGAAUUCGAAGCACACCCCGAUUACAUUCGUGCGAUUGCUGUGCACCCCACACAACCCUUUGUCCUUACCGCGAGCGAUGAUAUGACAAUCAAGCUGUGGGAUUGGGACAAAUCAUGGAAAUGUGUACAGGUAUUCGAAGGCCACGGACACUAUGUUAUGGGCAUUGCGAUCAACCCAAAGGAUCCCAACACAUUUGCUUCAGCGUGUCUGGACAGAACAGUCAAGAUAUGGUCGCUGGGUAGCUCAACGCCAAACUUCACGCUCGAGGCGCACGAAGCCAAGGGUGUGAAUUUCAUCGAUUACUACCCUCAAUCCGACAAGCCAUACCUCCUCACCACAUCGGACGACCGAACCGUCAAGGUGUGGGACUACACAACGAAGGCUCUCAUCGCCACUUUGGAAGGCCAUACCUCAAACGUCAGCUUCGCGGUCUACCACCCGGAACUUCCAGUUAUUAUCUCCGGAUCUGAAGACGGUACCAUCAAGAUCUGGCAUUCAUCAACGUACAGAUUAGAACAAUCGUUGAACUAUGGUUUGGAACGCGCAUGGUGCGUAGCGUACCAGAGAGGCAAAAACGGCGUGGCGCUGGGGUUUGAUGACGGCGCAGUGGUUAUCUCCAUGGGCCGAGAAGAGCCAGCGGUCAGCAUGGACGCUGGAGGAAAGCUACUCUGGGCAAGACACAACGAAAUCCUCACCGCUGUGAUUAAAGGAAACGAAAGCUUGAAGGACUCUGAACGGCUCACCCUCCCGAACAAGGAUCUUGGUUCAACCGAAAUAUAUCCCCAAUCGCUCCUUCAUUCUCCGAAUGGCCGCUUCGUCGCUGUAUGCGGUGACGGUGAAUACAUCAUCUAUACUGCACUAGCGCUCCGAAAUCAAGCCUUCGGCUCAGCAUUGGAUUUCGUCUGGGCUUCCAAAGAGCACGAUAAGGACUACGCUAUUCGAGAGUCAUCCACUAGUGUCAAGACUUUCCGCAACUUCAAGGAGCGAAGUGUACUCAACGUAGGCUUCUCUGCCGAUGGUCUCAGCGGUGGAGUGUUGCUCGGUGUAAAAGGACAGGGUGGCAUUGGCUUUUUCGACUGGGACAGCGGCGCUCUGGUACGCAGAAUCGAGGUCGAGCCGAAGAGCGUUUACUGGUCGGAGAGUGGCGAAUUGGUCACCCUUGCAACAGAUGACACUUUCUACGUCCUCCGAUACUCCCGAGAGAACUACCUAGAGGCUGUACAGAACGGUGAGGUUGAUGAGGACGGCGCAGAGUCAGCUUUCGAAGUUGUGUGCGAUAUCAAUGAGAGCGUCCGUACCGGUACCUGGGUAGGAGACUGCUUCAUCUACACUAACAGUACGAACCGACUGAACUAUCUUGUGGGUGACCAGACCUACACUAUUUCACACUUCGAUGCGCCACACUACGUUCUUGGAUACCUUCCCCGUGACUCGAGGAUAUACAUCGCCGAUAAAGAUGUCAAUGUGGUGUCUUUCGCACUUUCUCUUGCUGUGGUUGAGUACCAGACUCUCGUAUUGCGUGGCGAUCUUGAGGCGGCUGAGGAAGUUCUGCCGUCAGUACCAAAGGACCAGAACAACAAGAUUGCGAGGUUCCUCGAGGGUCAAGGCUACAAGGAGCUCGCACUUAAGGUUGCCACAGACCCAGAACACCGCUUCGAUCUUGCCCUGUCAUUGGGAGACCUUCAGCAGGCCGUAACCAUCACCCGCGAGCAGGAUACAGAGCACAAGUGGAAGACAGUUGGAGACGCUGCUCUGAGCGCUUGGGAUAUCACCCUGGCGCAAGAGUGCUUCGUGAAGGCGAAGGAUUUCGGUUCAUUACUGCUUGUCUACUCCGCUACAUCGGACACUGACGGUCUCCGCGAACUCGCUUCCCUUGCUGAAACGGCAACCGCCAACAAUGUAGCAUUUUCCGCUCUGUGGCAGGUGGGCGAUAUACAAGGUAGCAUCGAUCUGCUCGUCAAGACCAACCGGCUGGCCGAAGCUGUCCUCUUCUCGCAAACGUACAAGCCCAGCGCGACGGCUGGGCUAGUCAAGCAGUGGAAGACUAGCUUAGAGAAAGAGGGCAAGAGCAAGGUUGGCCGGUUGCUCGGGCAGCCGCCGAGCGGGGACGAGGGCGACGGGGAGAUGUUUCCUGAGUGGGAAGAGUACUUGCGGUUGGAGAAGGAGGGCGGUACAGUAGAGGACCUCCCGGCGGGUGAGGCAGAGGUGGAAGAGGAUGCGGAUGGCGUUGAGGAGGAGAUUGCUGAUGACGCGGAGGACGAAGAAGAGGACGAAGAGGAUGAGGAGUAG
Messenger RNA from Didymosphaeria variabile, 2562 nucleotides. RefSeq names its product Coatomer subunit beta' (gene SEC27). The transcript has 9 exons. Gene Ontology annotation, molecular function: protein binding; structural molecule activity. Gene Ontology annotation, biological process: endoplasmic reticulum to Golgi vesicle-mediated transport; intracellular protein transport; intra-Golgi vesicle-mediated transport. Bases 1 to 2562 code for a protein of 853 amino acids. The record is from RefSeq and is a predicted model, not a curated record. Gene Ontology annotation, cellular component: COPI vesicle coat. Lineage: Eukaryota; Fungi; Ascomycota; Dothideomycetes; Pleosporales; Didymosphaeriaceae.